Molecule: messenger RNA, 1378 nt
Organism: Lepisosteus oculatus (spotted gar)
Lineage: Eukaryota; Metazoa; Chordata; Actinopteri; Semionotiformes; Lepisosteidae
Gene: dcun1d4
Product: DCN1, defective in cullin neddylation 1, domain containing 4 (S. cerevisiae)
Biological process (GO): protein neddylation
Cellular component (GO): ubiquitin ligase complex
Molecular function (GO): cullin family protein binding; ubiquitin-like protein binding; ubiquitin conjugating enzyme binding
Source: RefSeq, a predicted model, not a curated record
GGGCGUGUGUCACCCUGACAUGCCCCGCCCACUGGCCGGUCUGCAGAUUUGCACAGAGAAGCUGGUCAGUGUGUUUGAUAAAAAUGCACUCUGAUGCGGCAAAUUUUCAGCUGAACUCUCACCUUACUACUCUGGCGAAGAUUUACCACACCCUCAACAGGCUGAACCUGACGGAAGACAGCAGCCGGGAGGAUCACCAGACAGGGAGCCUCCGAUCGUGCGGUGUGUCGGACUGUUGUACGAAGCCAAUGCCCCCCAGGAAAAAGAGGAGGCCGGCGGCGGGAGACGACCUGUCUGCGAAGAAGAGCAGACAUGACGGGAUGUACAGGAAACACGAGGCCACGAGGAUCAAGAAUGAAGAGGUGUUCUCGAGCAAACGCUGCUUGGAGUGGUUUUAUGAAUAUGCAGGUAACGAUGACGUUGUGGGACCAGAAGGCAUGGAAAAGUUUUGUGAAGAUAUUGGAGUCGAGCCUGAAAAUGUUGUGAUGCUGGUUUUAGCCUGGAAGCUGGAUGCACAGAACAUGGGAUACUUCACCUUACAGGAGUGGCUGAAGGGCAUGAGUGCAUUACAGUGUGACACCACGGAGAAGUUAAGAAACUCUUUAGACUAUUUGAGAUCUGUACUGAAUGAGUCGUCGAAUUUUAAGCUGAUUUACAGAUAUGCUUUUGAUUUUGCACGGGAGAAGGACCAGCGGAGUCUAGACAUUAACACUGCCAAAUGUAUGCUGGGUCUGCUGCUGGGCAAAACAUGGCCUCUCUUCCCCGUCUUCAACCAGUUUCUAGAGCAAUCUAAAUAUAAAGUAAUUAACAAGGACCAGUGGUGCAAUGUGCUGGAGUUCAGCCGGACGAUUAAUCUUGACCUUAGUAACUACGAUGAAGAUGGGGCCUGGCCCGUGUUGCUGGAUGAGUUUGUGGAGUGGUACAAAGACAGACAGAUGUCGUAGCGCGCCAGGGAUGGCCUCGUGGAAAACCACUGUAACUGCAGCUGUCCGUCAUGUAUCCAUUUAAUUCCUGUUCAUCCCAGCGCGCAUGCAGCUUCUCUGCACUGUAUUGCACUCACAGGGACUGUGGUGUUCACUGUGCAGCUGGCCAGCUCCACCUCAGUGAGGCGCUGUUCCUUGAUGGCUGUUCUGCAUUUUGUAUUGACACUACGAGCUGGUGGAGCCACCAACAUUCACACUGUGAUGUGUAUAUUGCUGUCUGUAUUUUGUAAAUGUGUAUAAAGUUGCUUAAUAGAAAGAAAAAUCCAUUUCAGUUACAUGUAAUGUUACAAGAAAGCUUACCAUUUCAGUGACUCUUUGAUCUUAAACUAAGUCACUUCGACCAGGGCACAUUGUCAGAAUCAUUUAAAUGUUUGUUAAAUCUCGACUUUGAAUUA